This is a messenger RNA of Rhineura floridana, 2070 nucleotides long. It is a transcript of the gene LGSN, whose product is annotated as lengsin, lens protein with glutamine synthetase domain. Lineage: Eukaryota; Metazoa; Chordata; Lepidosauria; Squamata; Rhineuridae. Gene Ontology annotation, molecular function: glutamine synthetase activity. The record is from RefSeq and is a predicted model, not a curated record. Gene Ontology annotation, cellular component: cytoplasm; membrane.
AUGAAUUUAUUCAGAAACCACCAUACUUCCCAGCAACGCAAGAAGCAAAUGAGAACCCUCCCAAAGAACAUCAUACAACAGAAGACCUACAACAGGAACUAUGAAAGUAGUUCAGUAGCUCAUGGGUCAACAGAAACCUCAAGCAAGGAAACCCAGGCACUAGGAACAAACUUAGAUGGUGAGAGAAGUGUUUGUCUAGAUACACCGAGAAACAGGGGGAAUUCAAAAACAGGAAAUGAUAAACAGAAACCUGGCACAGCACAGGAGGAGGAGUGGAAAUUCCAAGUGACAGAGAAACGGGAUACAAAUAAUCAUUUAGCAACCCAGGAAAAAGAAGACAGCAAAGACUCUUUUGUUCUGGGCUUUGGAAUUUUCCAGGAAACUGUGCAAGAGUUGAAAAACCUGUUGGGAGAGAGUACACUGCUGAGUACCAGAGCCAAACCCAGCAGUACCAUUUCCCACACCCUUUUGCUGAAGUCUGCUGAAAAACAAAGGAGCUACAUGGAAACUUUUCAUCCUCAUUUCAGAGAAGGUGACCAGAAAACUCACUCUGAGCAUAAGCAUAGAGCAGGAUUAGUAGGAAAGCCACCACUGGUUCGCAGCUCUGCUGGGUUAGAUCCAUCCAAAAGUGAUUAUACGGAUCAUCUUCUUGGGAGACAACAAACACCUUCCCCAAAUGUGGGUAGUGCUCCAGGAACUAAAUUUGAGCCCAUGCCUGGUAAGGAAGUCAACCAAGACCCCAGUGUAAAGAUCCCUGGCAUUCACAUUCCUCUUCAUUUUCUCUCUGAGACUGAACACACUAAAGAACAGAUGUACAGAGACAACAUACAUUUUGUCAGGUUUGAAGCAACAGACCUUCAUGGGGUGUCAAGAUCAAACAGCAUCCCUUCUCGCUUUUUCCGGGCCAAAGCAAUCUACAGUGUUGCAAUGCCCAGAGGUUAUCUCGAACUGACUCUGAAUCCAAAGGAUAAUGAAAUCAACCACAUAAGUGCAAGCAAUUUCAACUGUGACAAUCCUUGGACUGAAGAAGCUGCAAGGGUGAUAUGCGAUUCCUUCACUGUAACUGUCAGACCUCUCUUGCCUUCACCCAGGCAUAUUGCUAAGCAACAGCUGAGCCAACUCCAGGACAAUGGCUUUGCACCAUAUUCUUCCUUCACUUAUGAGUUCUGCAUUUACAGCAUUUCUGAAAUUGCAAAUUCAAAGUCAAUAUAUUUCCCCAUUGCAGCCAUACUAAAUAACCACAACCAAUCUUUCAUUCAGGAACUCAUUGACAGGAUGUAUCAUGCUGGGGCAAACAUUGAGAGCUUCUCGUCUUACGGACCUGGGCAAAUGGAGAUCACUUUUCAUCCAGAGUUUGGCCUCAGUGCAGCUGACAGUGCCUUUACCUUCUGGAAAGGCAUUAAAGAAGUGGGCAAAAAGUACAAUUACACUGCCAGCUUUUUCACCAAGAAUGGAUUUUGCAACUCGGGCAUUCUCUCCCAUACUAUCUAUCUUUGGGAUAGUACUGGACAGAAUAAUGUGUUUUCUUUUGGUUCUUGAGCCCCUGAGUUCACCGACCUAGGGAAGAACUGUCUUGCUGGAUUAUUGGUGCAUUCUGCAGCUCUCAGCUGCCCGAUGGCUCCGACCAUUGGCUGUCAUAAACACUACAAUGCCUACAGCAAGGAUUCAAAGGAGACUGUGACUGCAAAGUGGGCAUGUAAGGAUAACAGCUGUGCAUUUAACAUCAAAAGUCAUGGCGAGAAAUUAACUCGGAUCGAAAGCAGGCUCAGUUCAGCAAUGGCGAAUCCUUACUUGGUGCUCUUUGCUACCAUUGCAGCAGGUCUAGAUGGCGUAAGGAGAGGGCUCAGCUUCCAGGAGGCAUCAGAGAAGAUCCAGAGCACUGCUCAGUUCAAAGCUGCGACAAUCCCUCUGAAACUGGAAGAGGCUCUUGUUGCACUUCAGGAAGAUGAAUGUAUCCGGGAAGCGGUAGGCAACACCUUUGUCUGAUAUUUUGCUGCCAUGUAACAGUACAAGAUGGGAACUGAAGAGUUGGAUGUGGAAAGGAAUAAAUUUUUGGAAUACUUCAUCUAG